Aphanomyces invadans is the source of this 1129-nucleotide messenger RNA. RefSeq lists its product as hypothetical. Bases 106 to 741 code for a protein of 211 amino acids. The transcript has a single exon. NCBI's taxonomy places the organism in Eukaryota, Oomycota, Saprolegniomycetes, Saprolegniales, Verrucalvaceae. Gene Ontology annotation, molecular function: phosphatidylinositol binding. The record is from RefSeq and is a predicted model, not a curated record.
UUGGAAUUAAAAUAGUCGACCCUAAGUGGACGUCCGACCAGAACAUCCAGGGCACCAGGAGGCUCGGGGCGAUUCCGUGGUCUGAACGAGUGGACGGCGGCACCCAUGGAGGAUCACUUGGAGAUUCAUCUCUUGGCGAACCGCAGCACCACCGAUGAGUCGAAUGGCAAGUACACGAACUACACGAUUUACAUCAAGAACGUGUCCACCGGUCAAAAGCACUCUGUCCAACGGCGGUAUUCGCAUUUCUACGAGCUGAGGAACCAACUCCUGGCGAUCGUAAACUGGGGUCACUGUCCGUUCUGCACGCACUGCUGCUCCGUGAUCAAGUCGUAUCCGUUCCCGAAACGGACACCUCUCUCAUGGCAGCUCAGCGUCGUCCAAGAACGCAUUGACGGCCUUGCUCUCUUUCUUAAAGACAUCCUGCGCGAUCUCCUCAAUGGUGCGUUUCGGCAGUGUCACCAUGCCGACACAAACAUCCGUCUCAACGUCAUUCGAUCGUUCCUUGAAGUCGACGAGCAGCAACUCAUGCGGCGUGUGCACAAGGUCCCGCCCGAAGUCAAAGUCGAGCGGUUUCGAUCAUUCCUGGAGCCGCCGCGCGUGACGCCAGAAGUCACGCCCAAGCGAAAAGUGUCCGCGGACACAUGUCCGUCGUGUUUGUCCAAGUGGAUCGACUGUUAUUGCAAUGACGACGAGAUGUUCUCCGAACGAAUACGAGAAGUCAUGUCGCCGACCGUGUAACGUUGGGCAUGGGACCAUCCACAGUCGGAGGUUGCAUUUAAGUAUAUAAGCGUCGUCGGAUCUGUACGCAUGGAACGCUCCUUAUUCCCCGCCGCGACGGCGAUGGUGCGUGGGUCCCCUGCUGCGCUUGACGGUUCCAAGCACGAGCUCCUGCGAGACGCUGAGGUCUUGGAGCCCCGGUGCCAGGCGUUGAAGGAGUCAACGCCACCAAGAGAGGUGGCCUUGCGAGGGCAAAACUUGGUCGUCGACACUUGGCACGAUGUCUAGCGAUGGGACCGGUCGCAGUUGCGAUUCUCCUCAUUCGGCGAGUGGGCAUGAAAAUAUGCGAUGACGCCGGAAUGAUCUCUUUCGGGCCACGAAGCAAUCGGACACAGCGGGCAUGACUCGG